GAAAAUAAAACGAGCGACGGAGAAAGUAGUUGCUUUUGUUGUUGUUGUUCAAAGCAGCAAAAAAAAGCAGAGAAAAAGAAGAGCACGCUCCAAGGGGAUGACUGUUAACUAUCUCGGCAAGAUCUCGUGCGAUGAGUAAUAGGCGCCUGCCUACUGGGAUAUCUUGGGCGAAAAGGGGCGAAAAAAACGGCACGUACUUUGCAUAAAUUAUUCGCCCGAAGUGUAGCAAUGUGUGUACAAUAGGGUAAGUGAGGGAGGUAUCAGGAGCUGGGUUCGGGUAUCGCCUGUCGCUGAGCGAAACGGAACUUUUGUUGGGCAGCUUAAACAACCACAGCAGCAACAGCAAUAGCAGCAGCCGUUUCGUCACAGUGUGUGGUGUGUUUUUGUAGUCUCUCGCUCGACACAGGAGGCUACGAGUUUUAGUAGACCCCGUGGUCGGUGCCUACCAAUACUGCAAUGUAUAAGGGCGUGAGAGAAGAGCAGCAGCAGUACGUUGAGCAGCGUUUGCUUAUUCGACGCUCUAUCUCUGUCUCUGUUGUUGCUGCCUGUGUUGCUGCUGGAUUCGUUGGUUGUUCGCGCGCACUCAAGUCAGGCAAUCAGGGAACUGCGAGGCUAGCUGGUAUAUGGGUGUAUAUCGGUGCGUAUGCGCGUGUGUGUGUGCGAUUGUGUUGGAAUAUCUUUUUCAGAGAUAUGUACACAGUUUCACUCACUUAACACAUAUAAAUCGAGACAAUGAGAAACGGGGAACGGAAGACGAGUGCGUGGUGGUGUGUGUGUGUGACGAUCGGUAGGGCCGUCGGGACAAUCGCUUUCGACGAUGCCGUCGGCCGGGGCGGGAAGGGGAAAAUUCCUUAGAUUGCGUGUAGCGAUAAUUAAUGUUGGGUUUGUGUAAAUGUAAAACGCAGUUAGGAAAUGAGAUUAUCAUUAGCCUGUGUGCCUUAUUGAAAUUAUGAAAACAUGACAAAUAAAAAAAAAAACUUACGAUGUAAUGUAAGAAUGGAGUACAAAUGUGAAUGUUAUAUAUUUAUUUAUAAUGUAUUUUUUCUUAUUUAUACUACGGCCAUAUUACUAUUAUUUAAUUUUAAUUAACUAAUACUAAUACUGUGAUAAAUUGAAAUAUUAUAUGGUUCAAGUACUAUUAUGAAUUAUUGUUAAUAAAUUAAGAUUAAUUAUAAGGUUUAUCCACAAUAUUUGAUAUUAUACCUAAAUUUGCCAUUUGUUGAUAAUUAUGCGAAACGAAACAUACAUGAUUAAUAAAAACAAAUAAACAAACGAAUUUAAUUAAAUAAAAGUAUACAAUAAAGCCAAACAAACCAAAAAUCAAACAUUUCAAAAAGGUAAAUAACGUCAUAUUAUUAGGGUAUGAAUUACGAGACAAACUAGACCAGUAGGCUCAAAAUCUUCUCAUCAAUCAGUCAUAAAUAACAUAAAUUAUACGAAAUAAACAUCUAAUAUAAAAUCAAUAAUAGAAAAAAAAAGCCAAAUCUGAAAGAAGAAGUGAAACAAAGAGUGAUCAGUUUUUAAUCCCGAUCGUUUGCUAGCCCUUGGUGGUUAAUUAGAUUUCCUCUAACGAUACACGCUUUCAGGAAGGCCAUUCUUUGUCCGCAGCUGACCUCUUCCAGCGACCCCGAACCCUCCCGCCCGACAGUCUUUACACUUUCUUGGAAAAUAGUUGCAGCUCGCGCAGUAACGCAACGCAAACGACGCUCUCGGUGGUGCAUUUUGCCUGCAGAAUGACCUUGCGCUCCUGCUGGCCGUCUGCAACCGGCAAGACUCGCACAUACCAAACCAUUUGAAUGGUAUGCAACCUUUCCCAAAAAAUGACUUCUCUCCUCCACCCAUUGUUUCAUCCCCACCACCAGACGGCAGUUUCCAAUCGAACGCGAACACGCGAAAUUCAUUUUUGUACGCACGAACGAAUGGCGAAAAGCGCGUAGAAGAAACGCAGCAGCAGCAGCAGCACAGCGUACGCAAAUGCACGUCGCGGUGGUUUUGUUAGAUGCAAUGAGCGAGGGAAGAGCCGGCAGAGAGGGAGAAAGAGUGAGAGUGUUGCGGGGGAGAUCGUAAAAAGGUUCAAGGAAAGAAAGGAGCUUGAAAAUCGGCCAACGGGGUAGCGAAAAGGGGUGUGUAGGUAGGAAGGAAGAGCGUGCGUGAGUGAGAGAGAGCGAGCUAAAGAAAGCGAGCGAGAGGCAGAAAGAGACUCUUUACGACCCGGAGCAAAGGCGCCAAAGUAUGUUUUUCGUUUAUAUUACCACCACUCUCGCCUCGCUUGCCUUUUGUACACACACAGGCACACACACAGGUACAUACAUACACAUCACACGCGCGAACAGCGAUCGUGUUCCCUUUGGCGGGAGAGCGUGCGCUUAGCAGAGAGGAGAGCGGUGGAAAAGCGAGGCUCAAGCUGAACAACAGCCGCCGCCUGCUGAGGACGAAGUUACGGAUGGAGAUGGUGGAAAAAGAGGAAGAGGAACAAGCGGAGGGGGGGGGGGGGGAAAUGAAACGAAAAUAAAUGAGGGCGUACUGUACCGUGGCUGUCCCUUACGCGCUCGCUCUCCCACUCCCUCUCUCUACCUAUAUUUCGUGUACAUAUAAUAUAGAUUGUGUAUGUGAUGUUUUUUUAUCUCUCUCCAAUCACCACCCCGUCCCCCAACCAAACGCUACUAGAUUGAACCCAAAACCAAACACACACAGCCACACACACACACGGUACGAAACAAACGGGCCAAAGGGAGAGGGAGCGAAACCGGUGCGACGAGAUGAUGACGGUGCGAGCCGCCGCGCGCGAGAGUCAGCGCCCGCGAGAGAAGAAGUAUGGCGAACGACGACGACGGCGACUACGACCAACCGAUUGGCAGGCGCCUGCCCUCGUUGUGCGAGACUACACGUCCGAGCGGAUGAGCGGUUUUUGUGUGUGCAGCAGCAGCAGCAGCAGCGUGCGAACGGGGGCUCAAGACCGCGCUCUUGGCUGUAUGUGUUUGUGGCCGUUCUCGCUCUCGCACCCAAGGGGUACGCUGCCCGAUGCGUGUGUGUGGUUCUUGCUCUCUCUUCCUCUUGCUAUGUGUUGCUGCACGCUUUUAUGUGUUGCUGACACUGCUGUAUACUUCGAGUCCGUGUGCGCGCGCUCUCUCUCUCUCGCUCUCGCUCUCUUCGAGCGGUUGGGCGAUUUUCGAUCCGGGGGUUUUUCGGUGUUUUACGUACCGCCGUCACCACACAAAAUAACGACGUGUGGAUGAGAGCAGUAGUGUAACGGCAGGCCAGCGACACUCGGCACACGCGCGCGCUCCUCUCGGAACAAAUAGCGACAGAACGCGAAAACACAAAAAAACAACAAAAAAGAUACUAAGGGAAUUUCUAUCGCGGUGGUGUGUAUUGUGUGUGUGUACGGGCAAUACAAGGACAGCGUUGUGUUGUGGCCGUGGGGUGGUGCUACUUAGCAGGGUAGACGGUAGUGGAUUUAGCAAGAAAUUCCCGUUGCUUUGAUUUUGUUUUGUUUGGAAAGAAAAUCUGGACCCGGGAAAGUGUUUCAGUUUCGUGACAGUUGUGUGAGGCAAACAACAACAGCAGCAGCAGCGACUGCGGGCGAGCUUUAAAAAAACCCAUUGUUGGGGGUCGCUUUUGUGCAAACUGGCCUCUUCGUGCUGUGUGCGUUCGUGGAAAAGGCAAAAGCCCAGCAAUAGAUAGCCCCCCUUCCCCGCCUGUGUGUGCGAUAUUCCAGCAAAUCCCGUGAAGUGUGUGUGCGCGCACAGUUGCGAAUCCAAAAGCUUGUGUGUGCGUGUGUGCGCUCGCACGAGAGCAACGGUGGAGUGUGUGUGGUGUGUGGAGGAAGCAGGCAUUUGCGAUACACACACAGAGUGUAGUGUGUUAGUGUCGGUUAGAAGCACAACAAGCAGAGCAAGAAGAAAACAACCUUGGUGUGGGCUGUGGUGUGGUUGGUGGUACACGCCCGUCCCUCUGUGUGUGAGGCUCCCGUCCUCCGUUCCGCCGCUCGGUGUCCACACUCCGGUGGAAUGUUGAUUUGCGGCAGUGUGCGUGUACGUUUCUAAUACGGCUAUAGAAGCAAUUGGUGGUUGUGUGCGUGCGCGCGUGUCUGUUGGCAGUGGAAAGUACCGAAAGAAUCAAAGUACACACAGCAGAUUUUGACAGCUGAAAGGCACGCGUGACAUCUCCUCGGAGUUCCUGCGAGUGUGUGUGUUACUGUGCGUGUGUGUGUUGUGUUGGAUGGAAAGGUUGACAAAACGACAGUUGUGCUGAAAGAAAGGAGGGGGUCUUCCUGUUGGAAACAUCCAAAGUUCCUCACUGUGAAAGUGUCUGUGCGUGUGUGUUUGUGUGUGCUGUAAAGCUAAAGUAGUAGUGGUAGAAACCGUGAUUAUGAUUACGUGAAAAUCGCCCCCACCCCUCCUCGUGUGCGUGUGAGAAAGCAAAACAGCCCCCCCUAAAAAAAACCUCCCACACCCGACAAGACCAGGUCUUGAGUGUUCCCCCCGACCUGUGUGUAUUCGUUUUGUGUGAGUGUUCUCUCCCUCCGAUUCCGUGUAAUAGCGCUUCCGGUGGUGGUGGUGGAAGAAAUGUCAUCCGCGGCACCGGUCACAGUAAAACAGGAGCGGCACGAUGACGCCGAAAUCAACGAGAUGGCGGCAAAGAUGGUGGAGGCACACAAGCAACAGUCGGCGAAGGCGGCGGCGGCCGCCGUCCAGCAGCAACAGGUGCCGGCCCGACCGGCCGCAGUGGCGGCCACCGUCACUGCCAACGGUGUCACGACCGGCCAGACGAACAUACUGAACUACUUGACGCGCAAACCGACCGCCACAGCCGGCAACGUGAUGGCGGCGGCUGCGUCGGCGGCUACUACCGUUGCCGUCCCGCUCGGCAGUGGCCAAAGUGUCACGUCGAACGGUAGCGGCAAAGCGUACGACGGUGGCGGAUCCUCGGACCAGAACGGCGCCGAGAAGAAGGCCAACGACGAGGAAAGCCAGAAGGGACACUUCGGGUGGGAGGUGUUCCCGGCCAAGGUGCACAUCCCGUUCAUCCUGCGGCAGCAGGAGCGCUACUGCGCGGUGCGGAUGGUCGAGAUGAAGCUGCUGAACAAGUAUCUGAACUACCUGCACCAGGACAUCUACACGUGCACGUGCGUGCGGUCGUACUACAUCACCGAGGCGGAGUGUAAGCUGCUGAACGAGAUCAACCAGAAGCACUGCGACAUGCACUUCGGGCGGGAGCUGUUCACGCUCAAGGAUCUGGUGGUGCGCGUGUCCGACGCGUACAAGUUCUACCAGUUUCUGGAGGUGUGCUACAAGAAGCUGCUGAUGGGAUGCAGCACCCCGAACGACAAGUGCGGGUUCAUCCGCAUCAACAAGGAGUCGGUGGUGCCGUACACGGUGCGCGACUACCAGAAGAUGGUGCCGCUGUUCUACUUCGAGGGCGAGACGGACAACCUGAAGCUGAAGGCGGAUAACCUGUCCGGGUGGGAUCUGUCGUACCUGAAGUUUUGCUGCAAGGUGCAGGGCAUCCGGAACGAGCUGUUCGCGAGCGACUCGGUCGCGGUCAUCAGCCUGACCGACAUCAAGGGGUACUUCCCGCCCGGCACCGAGUUCGAGGACUACUGGCCGAGCAAGGUGGUCGACUCGCAGCUGCUUUCGGGGCCGAAAACGAACACCAUCCACUGGACGCGGCAGCCGGCCCAGCCGCCGCCGAAGGCGCCCACCAUCAUGGCGAACGCGACCGCCCGCAAGGCGGCCACCAACAACGUCUACCAGACGCUGCAGACCCAGCAGAACCUUGCCAAAUCGAACAACCAAAUGACCAGUAUUACUGCCGCUGUACAGGCUCUUACUAACAACUGGAACAACAUGGUCUCCUCGAACCAUCCGAAUCUGCUCGCCCAGCAGGAGCAGCUGAUACGACUUAGCCAAGCCCAACAGGCGGCCCAAGCACAGGCCCAGAUACGCAACAUGCAGAACAUGCACACGAUGCAGCAGUACAACUCUUACCUGAACAGCGCCAUGUCGCUGACGUCCCGUACGUCGCAGAAUCAGGCGGUACCGCCACCGCUAGUACGAUCGGCACAGGUUCAAGCGCAUCUGUCGAGUGGUGGCGGUGGCGCAUCCUCCUCAGUCCUUCGCUCGGGCUCCUCCUCGGGUACCGCCGGCAUUGGCAAUACCCUACCGAACCUAAACCCCGCUCUGUCCAUAUUCGCAACCACCAGUAGCCCAAACGGUACCGUCAACCUGUCCCGGCUGAAUCAGCAACAGAUCAGCGAGCUCACGAUGGCCAGCACCGGUGGAGCGGGCCUGGUGGCGUCCAGUGGCGGCAGCAACCGUAACGCCGCUACCGCCGGCAAGUCGAGCCGUAGUAGCGCCAAUAGUAGCUCUAGUGCCGCUGCUACUGCCGCUGCUGCCGCUGCCAUUGCUUCCUUUACUGCGGCCAUGAACUCUGGUGGUCGCACGGCGGGAAGCAGUGGUAGUGUCAGCAACAGCAGUAGCAACAGUCUGGAUGGAUUUUCGCUUGGACGGAAUGUAACGAUCACACCGGCCGGGAAGAGAGGUGCAAGUACGCUCGACGAGCUGACGGUGGCCGGGCUGGGGAGCUACGCUGUGAACGGCAACCGGCAGCCGGUAGCGUACCCUAAGAAUCCGAUCUCCAUCACCGCGGUGCCGAUUGGUUCGCCGACACGUGCCUCACCGAAGGGCGGUCAGGCAAGGCAACCGCCGCCGGCCCUAAUACCGGUCGGUGGCGGCGUCAAUAACGAGCUGAUGGAUAGUCUCGUAGCGAAUGGCGUCGAUCUGUUGGCUCAUUUGCGGAUGAGCAAGGACAUUGAGAUCAUUAACGAGCGCCUGCUGGAGGCGAGCAAUAGCGGCGGCGGCGGCGGCAGCGGCAAACAGCUACCAUCGUACCGGGAAAGCACAAACACCAACACGGGCAGCCCUAGCGUUAUAGUGCACGAUAAGAGUAGAGCGAGCGGCAAUAGUAGUAGUAGUAAUAGUAGUAGCAGUAGGCACGAUUACACAAGAAAUCAGAGCGUGAUCACUAGUGCGGGUGGCGGCAAUGGUGGCGUGGCCAGUGACGGAAGAACACACUAUCUGAAUGCGCUGAUCGCAGCAGGACUGUCGGAUGUAAUCGAUCUAUCUUCUACCCAAAGGUCCACGAUGGGAGGCACCACGCUGCCGCAGCAUCUGGCGGCCGCCCAGCAGGCGGCGGCCGCCGCCGUUGCCCAGCAACAGCAGCAGCAGCAACAGUCACAGUCUAGUCGGCGGGCGGCGUCCGGAUCGGCCGGCCUGUCAUCCGGUGGCCGGGCGAUCUCCAACAGCAGCUCGUCCGGCGGCGGCUCCGGCAGUGGCAACAGUGGCAACGGUGCGAGCGGAGGAGUGAACAGCUACCGCAACGCCAGCGUUGCCGCUCUGCAGCAGCAGCUCCAGCAGCAGCAGGCCCAGGCCCAGCAGCAGCAGGUACAGCACCAGCAGCACGCGGCGGCCACGGCGGCGGCGGCGGCCGCGAUCAACAGCCUGACGGAAACACGGCACGGCAACAUGAUCGUGCUGCCCGAGAUGAACAUGGGCGUGACGCAGUACAAGCCGUAUGAGGUGGUGAAGAAACCGGUCGAGAACAAGAUCAUCUACUGCGUGAACAAGACGCCGUACCGCAACACCGAGUAUCUGAUGACGAUCUUCGACCUGAAGGACGUGUUCUUCCCGUACAUCAGCCUGGAGGUGUGCCGGCGGGUGCUGAACGCGCUCGACAUCAAUCUGUUCAUCGGCAAUAGCUUGCAGUACCAGGCGCUGCAGGAGGCGGGCCGCACUAACGUGGACAAGAUGCCGAUGAUACAGGUGACGGACGUGAUGACGUACAUGCCGCAGCUGCAGUACAUGAUCCGCAGCAGCAACCUGAACCAGGAGUCGCAGGCCAACAAGCGGGCCCGCAUCAGCUAGGAAUUGGGGUGGGGGGUACAGCAGCAGUGCCCUCAGAGCACGAUCGUAUCGGAUUUAAUAUCAUCCUCCUCGUCGAGUCGUGUUGGCGGUGGCACUGGUGGUGGUGGUGGCGGUGGUGUUGUUGGCGGUGGCAUGGGCGAUUCGUUCACCGGCAGUGGUGUUGGUGGUGGGAUAGCGGCGGCCGGUUGGAGCAACCUGACCCCAUCGCCGUCCUCCUCAUCGUUAUCGCUGGUCAGCAGCAGCAGUAACAGCAGCGGAGGCGUCGGAACUCAUUCCAGCAGUGGGGGCGCAAGAAAAGGAUCCUCCUCGUCAACGGGCGCGCCGUCCGCGUCGUCAUCGUCUUCUGCGGCGGCGGCAGCCGCAGCAGCAGCCGCCGCUGCCGCCCUGGCGAUGGCGGGCAUCUCGCCCUCUGCCACCGCGUCCUCGGUAGUGUCAACUUCCGGUGCGGCGGCAGCGGCCCUGUUUUCCGGUGGCGGUGCAUUCAGCUCACCUUCGCUGAGCGGUUCGGCCGGCUCGUCCAGUAGUGGGGGCAGUUUUUAUGACAAGAAAACCAUGUCAUCGUGCCGCUAUCAGCAGGAAAAGGGCGGUGCUGCUGCCACAGCGCAGAUAAGCUCUUCCGCGCUUGCCGACUACUACGCCGCGGGCGCUGAAGCGGGCAGUGGAUCGGCAGCGGCAGCGGUUGCAGCCGCUGCUGCCGCCGCCAGCCGUAUGCUUGGCCACGGAUCAUCCAUAGUACCCCCCUCCGUUUACUCAUCAUUCCAAGAGUCGGCACUAGCGGCGGCGGCGGCUGCCGCAGCCGCCCAGCAUCAUCAUACGGCUGCUGCCGCCCAUCACCACCAUCACCAUCACCAACAUGCUGCAGCAACACACCAGCAGCAAACUCAGCAGCAGCAACAGCAGCAGGUAGCCGUAAACAACAGCUUAUUUUCACCCCACUUUGCCGCUGGGUCACCUUACCAUCCGCCAAUGCAGGGUGGUGGUGGAGGUGGAACAAGCGCUGGUAGUCUUGGUGGUGGAGGAAGCAUUGCUGGUGGGAACAGUAUUAGUGCGUACGAUACUACCAGCACCGCGGCACGGUCCUGUGCGUUACCUUCGCCCACCAUCUACCCACCGACGCCGCCCCCUUCCGCCCCGUGGAUACAUCCCUGGUACGGCGGGGAUACGUUUUAGUCAACGCUCUAGUUCCUUGUCUUUGCAGACGCCGUUCGUCGUCUGUGUGCACUGUUGUGUUGCGUUCGUUUUGGGUUUGCUUGGGUACAAGUACAGCUGCUUUUUUUUCUGUUAGGUCCAAACAACAUUACAGAAUUACAGUGUUUCGAAUAUGCAAAGGAGAAUGAACAACCCCCGCACUCUCCCAUUUGCUGCUGCCACAAAGUUGAUUUUGUACUCAACACACACACACACACACAUACACGAAGCCUCUUUCCGUUGCGAAGAUCAAAAGAUGUACUAAAAGUAGAUUUUGUUGCAAUGUUUCUUUCACGUUUUUUCUUUUGUUGAUUUUCUUUAUCGCUUUUCUAUUGAAAGGAAAAGUAUGAACACAUAUAGAACGAAUCUCUUCUUUUUUUUACUAUGUAUAUGGGUAAAGAAACUGAAACAAAGCAGAAUACACAGACACAGAGACACUCUUUGAUUAGUAGUGUUAAGUGAGGAAUUUAAGCAGUAAGUAGUAAGCAGCAGCGGGCAGGCGGACAGUACUAGGAGUAGUGGCAAAAGCAGCAUAUGAAACAAAAGUUACUAUCGCUCUUAUGCGAAUCCACUUUAUAUAGAAAUAACUUAUUCAUAAUUAGGUCUUUCUCUCUCUCUCUCGAGGGAGAUGGGUACAAGAGCACACUAACGUUCGCAUCUUUUAUCUUGUGCUUGUGAAGUAAUAAACGAAAGGUGUGUCACGGAACGGAAACGAGGAGUCGUGGGAUGUAGAAAUACACUUCAUUUAAACACACACACAAACACAUGAACGCGAAUUAGCAUAAAAUAAAUACCAACACGCCAACAAAGAACGGCGCGCGCACGCGAUCGAACAUGUGUAAGCGAAGAGUGCUAGAAUCAGUUCUUAGGUAAUCAUUAAGUGUUUUAAAAAUCACAUCAACCUUUUGUGUAAGGCAUACGAGAACCUUUUAAAACAAAUCUCGCCAAAACCAACACUUACGCUAACCGAACAAACGAAUAUACGCAAACAAAACGCAUGCAUUCAUAAGAUAAUUUAGCAUUAGCAUGACUGAGAGGGAAGAGUUCAGGGCACACUGCACUAGUAGAGAAUUGGAAUUUGAAGAUUGGUUUGCAAAAUUAGAAGAAGAAGCAAAAAAAAAACCAUUAGACUGAUUGAGCGGAUUAUGACAAGGCGCAAGCAAACGAGAUUCCAACCCGGGGAAAGCAUCCAACGAGGAGACCGGUUGAGGGGAUGUUCUAUGACUUCCACCCCAUUAAAAAAAACGUCCUCGUUCCGCUAAAUGUGUCUAAGCAAUACGAAUAUGGGGGCGAUUAGCUCCAUUCGUACUGUGUUAACCACCGACUGUAAGCAGUGCGUGAGCUGCUUGCAACACUAACACACACACACACAACACAUACAGAGCAGUAUUUGUGUAUUUAAAAAAAAAAACAAACAAAAUGCUGCUUAAAACACACCCGCAGGGGGAAGGCCUGCAGGGCUGCAUAAAGUGUUGUUGCUAUGUUCAUUAAAUUACAGCAGAAACUUAUUUAUUUUCCCAAAAAGCAAAGCGAAAACAAAAGCCCGUUACUUGAAUUGGGUGUUAAUAUACACUACCACUGUACAUGAUGAGCAAACCUAGAGUCUAACCCUGUAUCGUUUAAGAAUUGAAGCGAGAAUUCGAACAAAACUGCUAGUUGAACUUAUUUUAUGUAUAAAAAAUGAUUAUUUUGUUAGUUUCUUAUUAUUAUUAAUGUUAUUAUUAUUAUUAUUAAUGCGUUUCAAUUGCGGCGCUAUACUAUGCAUAGCGCGGCAUACACACACAAACACUUUAAUGGUGGCAUUAUUAUUAGUUAUUGUUUUGUUUUGUUUUGUUUUUCUAUAUCUCUCUCUCUCACGAUAUGAAAUACCACUCCAUCAUUAAGCAGAAUAAUAGCAUAUUUAGGAGAUAAGCGAUAAGAAUUUAGAAUGAAAAACAAAGCAAUGCCGCAAAGGACGUACAGUACGUAUCAGCAAACAGAACAACUAGGAAGGUGGUCGGAGUCAGUCGGCACAAAAAAGAAAACGAUGGGCCGACGACGACUGAAUAGUUAGACACUGAACGAAGGGCUGGUGGUUAGCACGAGAGAGGGCAGUUUUUGAGAGCUAUUAACUUAAACCUGAACAGCAAAACAAUAAAAGUAAAACCACGCUUGAACAUGUGAACAAGUAAACAGAUGGAAAGAGAGGGGGACGCAACACCUAAUUGCGCAAACGCGAGUGUCCCUUUCGCAAAUUAA
This is a messenger RNA of Anopheles gambiae (African malaria mosquito), 11351 nucleotides long. RefSeq lists its product as uncharacterized. NCBI's taxonomy places the organism in Eukaryota, Metazoa, Arthropoda, Insecta, Diptera, Culicidae. The record is from RefSeq and is a predicted model, not a curated record. The coding region runs from base 4569 to 7925 and encodes 1118 amino acids. The transcript has 5 exons. Gene Ontology annotation, molecular function: DNA-binding transcription factor activity.